AAACCAUACAAGUGGAAGUGUGGGUUAGAACAGAGGGGAGCUACAAUGCCCAUGGCUCCGCCUCAGCAUGAGCAGAGACACACUGUGCAGUUUUUGUACAUUAUUGUAAAAUCUGUCAGACCAUAAUCGGGUAAUCCUCUGCUACGAAUUCUUCUUUAGCGGUUUGGCAGCAAAAGCAUAUCUCCGCUGCAGAUCUCAAGGCAAUGAUGGAGACGACCACAGCUCUUAAUGGCAGUGCAGACAAUGAAACUGGACUAAACAACGAUGACCACCUUGCCAGGGUGAUGGUAUCUCUGCACAACAUGACUAUCUUUAUUUACUCCCUGGCCUUUGUUCUUGGUGUGUUAGGAAAUGGAGUGGUUAUUUGGAUGACCGGCUUCAAGGUGAAAAAAACAGUUAACACAGUUUGGUUCCUCAACCUUGCUGUGGCUGACUUCCUCUUCACUGCAUUUCUGCCUGUGGGUGUGACGUACCUGGCUUUGAACCUCCAUUGGCCUUUUGGCAAAUUCAUGUGCAAACUGUAUGCCAUUAUAUCCUCCUUGAACAUGUUUGCCAGUGUCUACAUCCUGGUGGUGAUCAGUGUGGACAGAUGUGUGUCUGUGAUGUGGCCUGUCUGGGCUCAGAAUCAUCGCAAUGUACGCAAUGCGUCCUACGUGUGUCUGGGUGUUUGGGCACUGGCUCUAAGCCUAAGUGCUCCAUUCUCUGUCUUCAGGGACACUGCACCAUCAUCUUUUGAUGAAGAGGUCAUAUACUGCUUCAACAACUUUGCUCUUUCUGAUGACUUCAAGACACAAUCUGUGAAUCUGCUGCGAGAGUUUCGUCAACAGGCCAUGACCAUCACCCGCUUCCUCCUGGGAUUUGUUGUCCCCUUCACUGUCAUUGUGUCGUGCUACGCUGUGAUCAUCCACCAUCUCAGGAGGAACCGCAAUCUGGCCAGCCACUCAAGUCGCCCCUUUAAGAUCAUUGCUGCCGUUAUCACCACCUUUUUCCUGUGCUGGGCUCCGUUUCACAUCAUGGCUCUAAUUGAGAUCUUCAGUCGCACAGGUGUUGCUCCAAGUGAUACUUUUAUCUAUUUCUUUGUUAUCGGUACUCAAUUAGCCACCAGCAUAGCCUUUCUCAACAGUUGCCUGAACCCACUGCUGUAUGUGUUCAUGGUCAAAGAUUUUAAAGAUAAAAUCCGUACAUCCAUCCAGAAUGUGUUGGAGGCUGCCUUCCAGGAAGAGGAGACUCACUCUCACACUGACACAAAGUCAACAGACACUAGUCAGAGCAACAAAAACACAGCUAAUAGUGAGGUGUAAGGGUGUCCAUGGAAUUAAAAAACGAAUUCUGAAACUAUGCAUUAACAAAUCUAUAUAUUUCCUUGUUGUCUUUCUACUGAGACCCUCAGUACGAUUGUAUGUUUGGAUCUGAUGUGAGUAUUACUGUUGUUAAUGUUACCAGAGCGCCUGCAUGCUUUUUAACAUCACCCACAGUAUUUAAAAAAUAGCAAGUCUAUAAGGUAUUAUAACCAAACGUCAACAAUUUUAAAAAAUGUAAUUAAACUUCUUGACUUUCUUCUCCCACAUGCACAGCAGAUUUUGACAUAUACAAGGUAUACAAUAGCAUUUAUUCAUGAAACAGCAUGAUUAAAAGUGUACCCUGACUGCAGUGAUCAGUUUGGGUACAUAUCCUAUUGAGUAGAGAAUCUCAUUUGACUUACAGAAGUGUCAAUUCAAAGCUAAAUAUUGCCAUGAUGAAUUUAUUUUUUCAUAAACCCCUAAUUAAAAAUCCAUAUUAUGAUGUUUGAUCUUAAAGUAGAUUUAUUUUCCUUACAAUAUCUUCAAAUAUUUAUGGCUCAUAUUUGAUGUUUCUAUUUUUCUAUAUCAAAUGUUUCUGCAAGAAAUUGUUUGUUUAUGAGAGGCAUAAAAAAAAUCUGUGAAAGCUAUGUAACUGAAGUUGUUUUAACAUUUAAUGGUUACAUUUGUCAGUCCUGAAUUAACAUUACAACAUUGUCAUUUUGUAGGUACAAUAUGAAGUCACCUAUAACUUGAUAAUCGAUAUCCACAAUUAUAUUAUGCCUAUCCAUAAUUCCAGCUUGGCACAUCUAUAACAAUUUUGAUCUCACAUAAAUUAAAAAAUUAAAAUUAAAAGACAAUAUAAAAUUGGAAUUAUGGAUAGUCAUGAAAUUGUGGAUAUCUAAUAUAUUUAUUUUAAGUGGGAAGAAUUAAAUAAUGUCUAUGUCAAAUAUAUAUCCAGAAUAGCUUUAACAGCUUUGAGAUUUGUAAACAAAAGUUCUUUUAAUAAGUUCUGUACAUAUACACUUAAAGGUGGAAUGCUGCCCUCUGCAGUUCCAUUGUCUUAAUAACAGUUUGAAGCUCUUUUUCACAGUUCAAAGUUCUAUUUCAAUCUUAAUCUCGCCAUCCUUCCUUCUAAAAAAUGUUUUAUUUUUUUAUUCACUUAAAUAACAAAGACAAGCUUAUUAAGAGGCAGGAAAAUUCUUUGCUUAAUAACAGGAGAAAUCCACAUAAAGCAAUAUAUAAUUACUAGAACAUUUAUAUAAGGGGGUACAGAACAUUGUCAACAUUUACGUUUAUAAAUAAAAGUGUGAAAAGACUAUUUCUUCUGUUGGAAAAAACUGCUUGUAUUAAUUUGUGAUGGGAAUCAGUAUCGGUCAGUAUCGUAUUCAUCCGACAGGACAAAUAAAAAGGUAAAAUCCAAUACAAUGCAAAAAUCCUAUAUGUCACAUGCUUCAUUAUGCACAGACUGUUAAAAUGUAAAUAAAAACCAGCAAAAACA
Messenger RNA from Solea senegalensis (Senegalese sole), 2778 nucleotides. RefSeq names its product chemokine-like receptor 1. Bases 204 to 1301 code for a protein of 365 amino acids. The record is from RefSeq and is a predicted model, not a curated record. The transcript is spliced from 2 exons. Gene Ontology annotation, biological process: complement receptor mediated signaling pathway; phospholipase C-activating G protein-coupled receptor signaling pathway; positive regulation of cytosolic calcium ion concentration. Gene Ontology annotation, cellular component: plasma membrane. NCBI's taxonomy places the organism in Eukaryota, Metazoa, Chordata, Actinopteri, Pleuronectiformes, Soleidae. Gene Ontology annotation, molecular function: G protein-coupled receptor activity; complement receptor activity.